GCAUUAGGCUUUUUGAGAGCGUUGGCAGCUCGACGAGCAUUGGAGAGGGCCCGCCCACUUUACUUCGAUGGGAAGCCAAGUGACAGCGCAUUUGAAAUGGAAGCCGACGCUAUGUUCGACGACCUAUACUACAUUGGUGUUCAUGUACGACGUGGAAUGGACAUCUCCAUGAAUACCAGGAACCUUCGGCAUGGUCAUCAAGCUGCUACGCCCGAUUACUAUCGGAAAGCUAUGGAGAUGGCUAGUAAAGGGAAGGAGAAUGCAAUCUUCGUCAUCUGCUCGGACAAUCCUGUAUGGUCAAAAAGGAAUCUCCCAAAAUAUGAUAAAGGAAUGAUAUUUGCCUGUCCGGGUGUUCAUCGAGAAGUCGAUAUGGCAAUUCUCUUACAUUGCGACGCUCUUAUACUCUCCCCGGGUACUUUCUCAUGGUGGGCCGGAUUUCUUAACACCAAAUCAGAAAAGACAAUCUACUACGACGGUUGGCCUCGACCCGGAUCUGAUCUCAUGAAAAUGGUCAAUAAAACCGAGCUCUAUCCGAGCUCAUGGGUACCACUUUUAUAG
This is a messenger RNA of Haemonchus placei, 558 nucleotides long. NCBI's taxonomy places the organism in Eukaryota, Metazoa, Nematoda, Chromadorea, Rhabditida, Trichostrongylidae. The record is from the annotation of a GenBank genome assembly.